GUGGAGGAGAGAUUUAGAAAAACUAAUCAGGGCUCCCCUGAAGCACAGUCUAAGCAGAUGGGCAAAGUGUUGGAGCCACCAGUGCCUUCAAGAUCAGAGUCCUUUUCCAAUGGAAACUCAGAACCUGCUCAGCCUGCCCUGCAGAGGCCGGUGGAGCCUCAGGUACAGUGGUCCCAUCUGGCAUCUCUCAAGAACAAUGUUUCCCCUGUCUCGCGAUCCCAUUCCUUCAGUGACCCUUCUCCCAAAUUUGCUCAUCACCAUCUUCGUUCCCAGGACCCAUAUCCACCUUCACGCAGUGAAGUGCUAAAUCAGAGUUCUGACUCUAAGUCGGAGGUACCCGACCCCACCCAAAAGGCUUGGGCUAGAUCAGACAGUGACGAGGUGCCUCCAAGGGUACCUGUGAGAACAACAUCCCGAUCACCAGUCCUGUCCCGCCGUGAUUCUCCCCUUCAGGGUAGUGGGCAGCAAAAUAACCAAGCAGGUCAAAGAAACUCCACGAGCAAUAUAGAGCCUCGUCUGCUGUGGGAAAGGGUGGAGAAGCUUGUACCAAGGCCGGGCAGUGGCAGUUCUUCGGGUUCAAGCAACUCCGGCUCACAGCCUGGAUCCCACCCUGGCUCUCAGAGUGGAUCUGGAAGGAUGAGAUCAUCAUCCAAAUCAGAGGGUUCGCCAUCGCAGCGUCAUGAAAGUGCACCUAAAAAGCCUGAAGAGAAAAAGGAAGUCUUCAGACCUAUCAAGCCUGCUGGAGAAGUGGAUUUAACUGCAUUGGCAAAGGAAUUGCGAGCGGUAGAGGAUGUGCGGCCUCCACAUAAAGUAACGGAUUAUUCAUCCUCAAGUGAGGAGUCAGGGACAACGGAUGAGGAAGAUGAUGAUAUGGAACAAGAAGGAGCAGAUGAAUCUACUUCUGGACCAGAUGAUGUCCGAGCAGUGUCAACGUUGAACUUGAGCAAUGGUGAAACAGAGUCAGUGAAAACCAUGAUCGUCCAUGAUGAUGUGGAGAGUGAACCUGCCUUGACUCCUUCUAAGGAGGGCACCUUAAUUGUCCGACAGAGUACAGUUGACAAAAAGCGUGCCAGCCAUCAUGAGAGCAAUGGCUUUGCCGGUCGCAUUCACCUCUUGCCAGAUCUCUUACAGCAAAGCCAUUCCUCCUCCACUUCCUCCACCUCCUCCUCCCCAUCCUCCAGCCAGCCGACACCCACCAUGUCCCCACAGACACCCCAGGACAAGCUAACUACUAAUGAGACUCAGUCCGCUAGUAACACACUCCAGAAACACAAAUCUUCCUCCUCCUUUACACCUUUUAUAGACCCCAGAUUACUACAGAUUUCUCCGUCUAGUGGGACAACUGUGACUUCUGUGGUAGGAUUUUCUAGUGAAGCAAUGAGAUCAGAGGCAAUAAGGCAAGACCCUACACGGAAAGGAUCAGUUGUCAAUGUGAAUCCCACGAAUACGCGGCCACAGAGUGAUACACCAGAGAUUCGCAAAUACAAGAAAAGAUUCAAUUCUGAGAUACUAUGUGCUGCCUUAUGGGGGGUAAACUUGUUAGUGGGCACUGAAAGUGGUCUGAUGCUGCUAGACAGAAGUGGUCAGGGGAAGGUUUAUCCACUCAUCAAUCGAAGACGAUUCCAGCAAAUGGAUGUACUUGAAGGGCUGAAUGUCUUGGUGACAAUUUCUGGUAAGAAAAACAAGUUGCGAGUUUACUAUUUGUCCUGGUUAAGGAAUAAAAUCCUUCACAACGACCCUGAAGUAGAAAAGAAACAGGGCUGGACAACGGUGGGCGACUUGGAAGGCUGUGUGCACUAUAAAGUCGUAAAAUACGAAAGAAUCAAGUUCUUGGUAAUUGCAUUGAAGAGUUCUGUGGAAGUCUAUGCAUGGGCACCAAAGCCAUACCAUAAAUUUAUGGCCUUUAAGUCAUUUGGAGAAUUAGUACAUAAGCCAUUGCUGGUGGAUCUAACCGUAGAAGAGGGUCAGAGACUAAAAGUGAUAUAUGGCUCCUGCGCUGGCUUCCAUGCCGUUGAUGUGGAUUCAGGAUCGGUCUAUGAUAUUUAUCUACCAACACAUAUCCAGAGCAGUAUCCAGCCUCACGCAAUCAUCAUUCUCCCAAACACGGAUGGGAUGGAGCUAUUGGUCUGCUAUGAGGAUGAAGGAGUUUAUGUCAACACAUAUGGAAGGAUCACCAAGGAUGUGGUUCUGCAGUGGGGAGAAAUGCCAACUUCAGUUGCGUACAUCCGAUCCAACCAGAUUAUGGGCUGGGGAGAAAAAGCUAUCGAAAUACGAUCAGUGGAAACUGGACACUUGGAUGGUGUGUUCAUGCACAAAAGGGCACAAAGACUCAAGUUCUUAUGCGAACGUAAUGACAAGGUUUUCUUUGCCUCCGUACGGUCGGGUGGAAGCAGUCAAGUCUAUUUCAUGACCCUUGGCAGGACUUCUCUUCUGAGCUGGUAGAAGCAGUGGGUUUUGGCGAGGAAUUGCUGACAUCCAGAGUCUGAGAUCUUCAUAACUCGGAAUUAUUUUCAACUGGAGUACAGACCUGCACUAAGGCAGCACUCUGUGUAAAUGUGUGUGCAGGCAUCACUGGUGUUAGGUUUCUUUUUGUUUUCAACUGAGGCUGCGACGCAACUGGUGCUGUAAAGAUAUUGCCAUCAGGUGCUACGAUGUCUUUGAGAUUUGGGAUCAUGCUAGAAAGCUACAGGUCUUCUUUCCCCUUCAGCUCCAGGAUUCCUAGGCUUUGAAGGACUCUGUUUGUUAGUGUUAAAACAGAGAGGGGGGGAAAAAA
Messenger RNA from Pterocles gutturalis (yellow-throated sandgrouse), 2773 nucleotides. It is a transcript of the gene MAP4K4, whose product is annotated as mitogen-activated protein kinase kinase kinase kinase 4. Lineage: Eukaryota; Metazoa; Chordata; Aves; Pterocliformes; Pteroclidae. The annotation marks the transcript as partial. The transcript has 18 exons. The record is from RefSeq and is a predicted model, not a curated record.